UACCCGUUCGCCCCCCCUCCUCAUCAUGUCUGAAUCGGGCAGUGAUGGAGGGAAGUGGCUGGAUGCCCACUAUGACCCGGUGGCUGGACUGUACACCUUCUCAUCCUGUGUGGACCUUGCAGACCUGAGUGGGGACGGGGAGAGCCGGCUGGUGGUGGGAGACCUGGGCUGUGGCUCGUACAGUAUGAAGCUUAAAGUGUACCGGGGCACUGUGCUGAUGAGUGAGAGCACCCUGCUGGACCUGCCCGCCGGCCUUGUUGCCUUUUUCAUGGACCUUCAUGAGCCACGCAUCCCCGCCGUGGCCGUAGCAUCUGGACCCUGCAUCUAUGUCUACAAAAACCUGAGACCGUACUUCAAGUUCACCCUGCCCGGUCUAGAGGUCAACACACUGGAGCAGGAUGUGUGGCAGCAGGUGAAGGAGGGUCAGAUCGACCCUUUGACCCUGAAGGAGAUGUUGGAGGGUAUAAGGAAGAAGGCCAAUAUCCCACUGUCCGUCCGCUCGACCAGGUUCCUCUCUCUAGAGACCAGUGACAUGGACGCGUUUGUCCAGCUGCAUAAUCAGCAGCCAAUCAGACGCCAGACGGUCAUAACCUGCAUCGGGACCCUGAAGAAGAGCACAGCCGAUGAGGACGGUGUCAGCUGUCUGGUGAUUGGCACAGAGAGCUGUGAUGUCUAUGUCCUUGACCCCGAAGCUUUCAUCAUCCUCUCCAAGAUGUUGCUGCCGGCUGCUCCUAUCACGAUGGAUGUGACGGGUCAGUUUGACGUGGAGUUUCGCAUCACAGUGGCGUGUCGCAACGGAAACAUCUACGUCCUGCGCAGAGAGUCAGACAAACCGAAGUACUGCAUCGAGCUGUCGUCUCACCCAGUGGGUCUGGUCAGAGUUGGGAAGAACGUGGUGGUCGGCUGCACUGACGAGAGCCUGCAGGGCUUUACACAGAAGGGGAAGAAGCUGUGGAGGAUCAUCCUUCCUGCUCCAGUCAUCACUAUGGCUGCCAUGGACCUCCCGACAAGGGGCUUUCAGGGGGUUCUGGUAGGCCUGGCUAACUGUGAGGUCCAGCUGUACCGGGACAAGAACCUGCUGAGCACCUUCAAGACACCCAAUGUGGUCACCAGUAUCUGCUUUGGUCGGUACGGCCGCGAGGAUGGGACCCUCAUCAUGACCACUAAGGGAGGUGGCCUGAUGAUGAAGAUCCUGAAGAGGACAGCAGUGUUCGACGACAGAGACAGCGCACCUGGGCCGCCGCUAGCCCAGAGUGUCCGCCUUAAUGUUCCCAAGAAGACGAAGCUGUAUGUGGACCAGACACUGAGGGAGCGGGAGAAUGGCCUGACUAUGCACCGCGCUUUCCAGAUGGACCUGAGCCGCCUGAGACUGGCCACCGCCAAAGCUUACGUCAAGGCCUUGGAGUCCAGCCUGACGCCAAUGUCCUCCAGCCUUAGCGAGCCGAUCAAGAUGAAUGCAGUGGUCCAGGGUCUGGGUCCGUCCUUCAAACUGACCCUGAACAUCCAGAACACAGCAGCAUGUCGGCCCAUCAUGAACCUGGCCAUCAGCUUUCUCUAUGAUGAGAGCCUGUACAGGAUGAGGAACCCAUAUAUGAGGAUCCCCCUGCUGGUGCCCGGACUAAUCUACCCUGUUGAGACCUUUGUGGAGUGCACCAGUGACAAGGGCAUCUCUGACAUCAUCAAGGUGUUCAUCCUGCACGAAGGGCAAAGCUCCCCACUGCUAACUGCCCACAUCAACAUGCCUGUCAGCGAGGGGCUGAUGCUCAGCUGAAAACACCACACUUCAGCUUCACUCAGUACAGACUGCGGAUGUCACAGGACCGAACUGAAUACACCACGCUGACAGUCAGCAGAGUUAGAUUUUAGUCUGUGGGUUCACAAGGUACCUGCAGAAGUGCAGCUGUGUGCUUGUUUAAAACAGUAGUGAAAUACUUUGGGUUCUUCUCAGGGAUCAAAAUCACUGCAGACUUUUGGUUUUGUUCACCAAGAUUUUAAAAGAAAUUUUAAAAGGACAAAUGCAAAUAUUCUGUAUUUUAUAAAUGUAAUGUUGUAUGAAGAAAAUUAAAACUGUGCAUAAGAAACAAGUUGGAACUGAUAUCAUGAAUGUAAAAAUAAAGGCUGCACUUUGUUUUAACGCCUGUGGUUUCUCCAGAGUUUCUAAGAACAAACAUUUGGCUUCAACACACUCAUCGUCUGCACAGUCUCUGGCCUGAGAACUCAGGUAAAGGUGAGAACAGGUAAACGGCUCCGGUGUCCAGGCCUGGCCCUAA
Monopterus albus (swamp eel) is the source of this 2270-nucleotide messenger RNA. RefSeq names its product Bardet-Biedl syndrome 1 (gene bbs1). Gene Ontology annotation, biological process: protein localization to cilium; non-motile cilium assembly. The transcript has 6 exons. Gene Ontology annotation, molecular function: smoothened binding; patched binding. The record is from RefSeq and is a predicted model, not a curated record. The coding region runs from base 26 to 1771 and encodes 581 amino acids. Gene Ontology annotation, cellular component: BBSome; centrosome; axoneme. NCBI's taxonomy places the organism in Eukaryota, Metazoa, Chordata, Actinopteri, Synbranchiformes, Synbranchidae.